AAUAAUACUGAACGACGUGAAAGAUAUAUUUACGUAGCCAAUAUAUUUUAAUGUUCGAUUUGUGCGGCUGUGUAAGAUAGCAAGGCUAAAUCUCUACUGCGCAUGCGAUUAAUAUGCCUAUCAGUUGGAAUUUGGACCCAUUGGAGGUUUAUUUUGAGUUUGACAUCAGGAAUGUCAUGUGCGUAAUGAGUUUUGUGAUAUUGAUGAUGACAAGUAGUAUUUGAGGCUGUUUGAUAUUUAGGCGUUUGUGUCUCCUUUGAGAUGAGUAUGUGAUGAAAAUCAUAUAAAAAAAAUGGCUGACUAUUUUCAUGAAAUGGGAUGGACUCCUUUGGGUGAUGCGGAAACUCCCAAUCAUUUAUUACAAAUGGCUCGAUUUUUAAUGGACUCUGGUAUGUGGGAACUCUUGGGUGACCACGAGAAAUUGCCUCCUCCAGCUUCCAAAGAAGUUGUUCGAAAUCUAGAAGAAACUGAAUAUACAGAUAAUUCAGGAAGAAGAGAACAGUGUCCAGUUUGUAUAAAAGAUUUUGAAAAGGGGAUUAUUAUAAAAUCUUUACCGUGUAAACAUUUUUUUCAUAAAGAGUGUAUAGAACCUUGGUUACACAAGACAAAUUCGUGCCCACUAUGCAGAUACGAAUUACUUACAGACGAUAAAGAUUAUGAAAAUUAUAAACAAGAAAAGAAACGAGCCGUAGAAAGAGAAAAGGAUUUGGAAAUAUUACAUAAUUCAAUGUUUUCCUAAUAUGUAUUGUAUAUCAAUUUUUACUUAAAUUU
This is a messenger RNA of Ceratosolen solmsi marchali, 771 nucleotides long. Its product is annotated as E3 ubiquitin-protein ligase RNF181-like. Gene Ontology annotation, molecular function: ubiquitin protein ligase activity. The transcript has 4 exons. Gene Ontology annotation, cellular component: nucleus. The record is from RefSeq and is a predicted model, not a curated record. Lineage: Eukaryota; Metazoa; Arthropoda; Insecta; Hymenoptera; Agaonidae. The coding region runs from base 293 to 739 and encodes 148 amino acids. Gene Ontology annotation, biological process: ubiquitin-dependent protein catabolic process.